AUGCAGGCAAAAGGUGACCCCGGAGUACCCUGCCCCAGACACCUGCCGGGGGUGAUCAGUGUCACCUGCGGCAAUGAGGAUGACCCAGACCUGUCUUCUAAGGAGGCAGAACAAACCAACACGCAUCCCCCAGGGUGUACCCCUCAGGUCCCUGGUGGAUUACAGAUGAACUCUACGCAGAAACCUGGUGUCACCUUACAGCAAGCAGCUCCUUCUGCAGUUUCCAAUCCUGUGCUCCAGCCUCAGCUCCUUCCCGCUGUGGUGAGGACAGUUACUGUGUCAAGCAAAGGAGAACCCCUGGUUAGGCUGAGUCUUUCUGAGAGACUGGGGAAACGAAAACUGUCCGCCAGUGGUGAGUGCGACCCUCCACUGAGGCGGAGCCUCUCAGAACGGCUAGGAAAGGAAGUUGGAGCUCCAGAAACAGAUCUGGACAAAGCAGCCAAAAAAUCACAGAUUUCCAAGUCUCUGCAGGAGCCAAUAAUGGGCGCCUCGCCCGGGCCACGCAGGCGUGAAGCAGCGAUGAGAGGGGACAAGGCUGGGGACAUCCAUGUGAAGACAUUAGAAGAAAUACUUGCGGGAAGAGUGCAUCAGAAGCACGCAGAGUUGCACACUAAGCUCAAGACGCGGAGUACUUCCGCAGCUGAGGGUCCGACCUCAAGAGCCAGAACCCUCCCCAGCACCCAAAUGAAAACCCUCUCCGAGGGCCUCGCUGAAAACGAGUACCGGCAGCAGGAAAAAGCCAGACAGCAAUGCAGAGGGCAUGCAAAGCACAUGCAGGAGGAGCAGGAGAGGGGCGGCACACGGGAGGGAAAGUCAGCCUUGCCACCCUUGCGGGAAGAUGUAGCCUCUGGCAGUACCCUGCUGGAGAAACCUGUGCUCACUGCUGAGGCAGGCCUCCCGCCAUGUCUUACCGAGCAGCUUCCUACAGGGUCCUGCCAGAAGGAGGAAGGAGAAACCUCAGACCCUGGGCACCAAAAACCGAAGAGAAAACGUGCACCACAGUCUUUGGCCUCAAAGGGCAAAGCUGAUCGCAAAGGAAAUGGGAAGCCGUCAGGGGUGAAAGUUCUUUCAAGUCCCCCACUGGCCCCAAAACGCAAGGCCUCGGAGCUGCAUGCUGAAGGUGAAGUUGUGGCAGCUGGGGAGCUGCUGAGCUCCACCAGUACCCUGCAAGGACCCCCGGCCAAAAAAGCAGCCCUGACUACUGUUGCCCCCUUCUUGGAGCACAGACCAGUCCCAGAGCCUGAGAUGGAAAAACCUAGAGACAGUUUGGAGCUCUCCCCGAGACAGUCCUCUCCACACCUGCCAUCCCUCAGAGGAUUUGGCCCGUACUCGUUCCAAAUGGCCACAGACUCUUGCAAAGCCAGCUCGGCCUCCAUGGGAGAAGUCCGGCUUUGCAAGGAGGACGAUUUUGAGGAACUAUUAUUGGAAAUUUCAGGGGACAAAUUAGAAGAUGCGAUUGACCUAGACCUUGAGAAAGACGAAAGUGAACUUUUGAUUGAACUCUUUGAACUGAUUGAUAACUAA
Molecule: messenger RNA, 1524 nt
Organism: Octodon degus (degu)
Lineage: Eukaryota; Metazoa; Chordata; Mammalia; Rodentia; Octodontidae
Product: zinc finger CCCH domain-containing protein 11A-like
Exons: 2
Coding region: 1-1524 (507 amino acids)
Source: RefSeq, a predicted model, not a curated record